Trichomycterus rosablanca is the source of this 2773-nucleotide messenger RNA. It is a transcript of the gene fbxo32, whose product is annotated as F-box protein 32. Gene Ontology annotation, biological process: protein ubiquitination. Bases 90 to 1166 code for a protein of 358 amino acids. Lineage: Eukaryota; Metazoa; Chordata; Actinopteri; Siluriformes; Trichomycteridae. Gene Ontology annotation, molecular function: protein binding. The transcript has 9 exons. The record is from RefSeq and is a predicted model, not a curated record. Gene Ontology annotation, cellular component: cytoplasm; nucleus; SCF ubiquitin ligase complex.
AGAAAAGUUGUUGUAAACAAACGCACAUACAGAUAAACAGAAGUCUGACUCGUUUCUUUGGCGUAUAUUUGUGUUUAGUGAGUUAAAACAUGCCGUUUCUUGGACAGGACUGGCGCUCGCCUGGUCAGAACUGGGUUAAAACUGAGGAUGGCUGGAAGAGAAGCACGAAGGAGGAGAACGAGACGAAUAAUAACAACGUGUCCGAACUGAAGAGCCAUGACAACCAAGAGGAUAACUACAAGGAGAACUUGCUUCUGUCCAUUAAUUAUGAUGUGGCUGCAAAGAAGCGAAAAAAGGAUUUGCUGAACAACAACGCAAAGGUUCCUUACUUCCACAAAGACAAGUGGAUUUACGUGCACAAAGGAAGCACAAAAGAGCGCCAUGGUUACUGUACGUUGGGAGAAGCCUUUAAUCGUCUGGACUUCUGCAGUGCCAUCAAGGACACCAGGCGGUUUAAUUAUGUUGUGAGGCUACUGGAGCUGAUUGCCAAGUCACAGCUUCCCUCUCUGAGCGGAGUGGCGCAGAAGAACUACAUGAACAUUCUGGAACGAGUGGUGCAGAAAGUUCUGGAGGAUCAGCAGAAUGUGAGGCCAAUCAAAGAGCUGCUGCAGACAUUAUAUGUGUCUCUGUGCAGUCUGGUGCAAGACAUGGGCAAGUCGGUACUGGUGGGAAACAUCAACAUGUGGGUGCACCGCAUGGAAAACAUUCUGCAGUGGCAGCAGCAGCUGGACAACAUUCAGAUUAACAGGCCCACAAACUCUGGGAUGACACUCCUGGACCUGCCAGUCGGGCUGCAGCUGAAUAUCAUGCACCGGCUCUCUGAUGGAAGAGACCUGGUCAGUCUGGGCCAAGUAUGUCCUGACCUUGGGGUACUGACCGAGGACCGUCUGCUGUGGAAGAACCUCUGCCAGUACCACUUCACAGACCGACAGAUCCGCAAGCGACUUCAAAUAUCCGACAAGGGGCAUUUGGAAUGGAAAAAAAUGUACUUUAAGCUGUGUCGGUGCUACCCUCAUAAGGAGCAGUACAGCGACACCCUGCAAUUUUGCACACACUGCCACAUCCUCUUCUGGAAGGACACAAACCACCCCUGCACAGCCAACAAUCCAGAGAGCUGCAGCAUUUCCGUUUCUCCACAAGGUUUCAUCAACCUCUUCAAGUUCUGAGGAAAUAUUUCUCACCCUCCACUGUUUGUAGAUAAUGUAUAUAAUGUUAAAAGUGCAAUAGAUCACCAGACAGUUAGUGGUGGGAGUUAGCAUGGGAAGUUGGUAUGGGAGAUAUUCGAUAUUGGGAAGUUCUUGGAAGUUCCGGGAGAAAAAGAGAAGUGAAAUGAGUUUUAUAUAAUGGAAUACAUGCAUUCUCUUGGGCAUGACUAUGUACUCAAAGUGAAAAUGCUUGGCUUGGUGCGAGCAGUUUGCAUUACAGUUUGCCCUAAUGCUGCACAUGUUGUUUAUAUUUUGGUUGUUUUUAAUAUGAUUGGGAGUUGUUGGACUUUGUUUUUGAUUAUGAAGGCAUGCUUAAGUUUUUUCUAAUAUGAAGGAGUAGGUAUGUUUACCAAUGAUGGUGUGCAAUACUUUUCUAUCUACCUUUUUCACUUUUAUAUGUUUAAUAUGUUUAUUUAAACCUUUUUGCUGCAGUAAAACAAUAUAUGUACGUAUGUUAUAGCUGAUCACAACACUAUCAUUUAAGGUGCCCUAAUAUUUCACUAAUAUUUGACAACCGCAAAUGUAGAAAGCGCAAAUGGAAGUGUUUUUUUUCUGUAUUACAAAUCCACCUCAUUUUAUGUGCACACUGAUGAGAGGAAAUGUUCCUAAACUAUGCAGUUAACUAGUUUUGAGCAUGAAAUGUGCAACACUUUUCACUGCCACUUGCAUGUUAAAAUUAAUACCAAAGAGCUUCAUUAUUUAUGUUGUUCAGUAGCCAUCUGUCUUCAUGGCAAAGAGAAUUGAAACCUUUUAUGCAGAAAGUCAUAAUACACGUUGUUUGGAUAUGCCUAGUUAAAGAAAGACCCUUAUUUAUUAAAGACCACCUCAAAACUAUUAAAUAAACAUUAUGUAAACAUGCAGCCAAACCAUUGUGAUGAAUUGAAACACCAAUUGUAAGCCAUCUUUUCUUGUCCAGGGGCAUUGGUGGCUUAGUGGAUCAAAUGUUUGUUUGUUUAUUAGGAUUUUAAUGUAAUGUUUUACAUUGUGGUUACAUUCAUGACAGAAACAGUAGUUACUCAUUACAGAAGAUUCAUCAGUUCACAAGGUUAUAUCAAACACAGUCAUGGACAAUUUAGUAUCUCCAAUUCACCUCACUUGCACGUCUUUGGACUGUGGGAGGAAACCGGAGCAAACCCACAUGGACACGGGGAGAACAUGCAAACUCCACAUAAAAAGGACCCAGGACUUUUUUGCUGUGAGGCGACAGUGCUACCCACUUAGCCACCGUGGUUCAAAUACUAGACUGGUUAUUGAAAAGCUGGUUCAAGCCUCAUGACUGCCUUAAUUGCUUUGAUUGUAUUCACCACACAUGUAAGUCUCUUUGGAUAGAAGUGUCUGCUAAAUGCUUGAAAUGUAAAUAUCUAACAUAGUGCCUGACUUUACACAGACUAUUUUGAGGGAAUGGAUACAAAUUAAUGUAGACACAUUUUAAAAUUGUGUUCAAAACCCUUUCCAAAAUAAGAGAGAUUUUAUUCACGUUUCCAAACUUUUGACUGGUAGUGUUUGCAAAUAAUGAUGAAACAAAUAAGUGUCCUGUUUCUUAUUGACAAAUAAUAAACCAUGUUCUA